AGCAAAUUAUCUUUUUGGAAAUAUUCUAAUAUGAAUUCAGCAAAUACGACUAUAACGACUUUAAUAAUGAUUAUGCAUGUUUCCCUAAUAUGGGGCAGAACUUUCUGGCAAUUAAAUGAAGAUGCUAAACACUCUAAUUGUUCCUUAACUGGAUUUGUACUACUAACUGACAUCAAAUUACAUGUGGUCUUGGAUCCUGGUAAUAGAACCGGCUGAUAUUUUUCGUCAUCAAACUAAACUUAUUGAACUAAGCUUGCGAAAUAAUAAGUUAACGAAUUUAACAGAAAACCUAUUUUAUUAUAGUUCAACUUUAAAAAGUUUAGACUUGGAAAAUAAUCUUAUAGAAGUACUGCAGCCUGAUAUUUUUAAACCUUUAAUCAACUUAAUACGAUUAAAUCUAAGUAGCAACAAAUUGAUCGCAUUGCCCCAGGGUCUUUUGGAUAAUAAUAAAAAUUUAAUAGAACUUUCUUUGGGCCAUAAUCAGGUGCAAAUGAAGAAUUUGCCUUCAAAUCUGCUAGCAAAUUUGCCCCAUUUAUAUGAAGUACUUUUGGAGUGUGGUUUGGAAGAGCUGCCGCCAACUAUAUUUCACAAUUCGAAGAAUAUUUUAUCCUUAACUAUAACGGGCAAUAAGUUUACAGAACUUCCGGAAGAUUUAUUCAAGAGUCAACAGCAUUUAAAAUUUUUGAAUAUAUCCAAUAAUAAUUUACUGCAUUUACCGGAAACUUUUUUGCAAAAUACUACGGAUCUUCAGAUAUUUGAUGUAUCCUACAAUAAUCUAACAUUAUUCUCAAGUAACAUGUUUCAUUCCUGUCGAGAAUUGGAAGUUCUUUUAUUAAACAACAAUAAGUUAACUACCGACAACAUACACAUAACAUGGACCUUUCGAUUUCACCGAAAUCUAAAGACGCUAAAUAUGAGCAACAAUUUAAUUGAAUCAGUAUCAAAAGAGUGGACAGUGCCUUAUUUUCUGGAGAUUUUUGAUUUAAGUCAUAAUAAAAUAACGAUACUAAGCGAUACUGAAAUAAUUAACUUAUUAAUUUACAAAAUAAUACUGUUGAAAAUAAGGACUUUCAAAGGCAGCUUUUAAAAAUUGAUCUAAAUAAUAAUCCCAUCAAGUGUGAUUGUAAAAUUUUAGAUUUUGCACAAUUAUUUAAGUCUCCAAAUAGAUACUACAACUUAAGGGAUAACGUGCAAUUUCU
This is a messenger RNA of Lucilia sericata (common green bottle fly), 1199 nucleotides long. Its product is annotated as protein toll-like. The transcript is spliced from 2 exons. The record is from RefSeq and is a predicted model, not a curated record. Gene Ontology annotation, molecular function: protein binding. Lineage: Eukaryota; Metazoa; Arthropoda; Insecta; Diptera; Calliphoridae. The coding region runs from base 182 to 1087 and encodes 301 amino acids.